CGUCGAACUCACCAGCAAAGGAAGGUGUUCGCACUUCUCCAAGUCGCCGAUGCCACCACAGCCAACGACAUCUUACGUGACGGCCUAUGUAUCGACAAUGAACGCAUUACUGUCCGCAAGGACAAGAAAGAGCCGAUCUGUUGUGCGAAAUGCCAAUGUUUUGGCCAUAUCGCUCGCAGUUGCAUGGCGACGUUUGACACAUGCGGCACAUGCGGAGACCAGCACUGUACCACCCAAUGCAACACAUUCAGGACAACUCGCUGCAUCAACUGCAGAAGCAGUGAACACACCAGUUGGAGCAGAAAAUGCCCAGAAUGUGAAAUACUCGACGACAAAUUCCCGGAAAACAAGAUGCCCUACUUCCCUACUGAUGCAGCCUGG
Suillus plorans is the source of this 381-nucleotide messenger RNA. RefSeq lists its product as uncharacterized. The annotation marks the transcript as partial. Lineage: Eukaryota; Fungi; Basidiomycota; Agaricomycetes; Boletales; Suillaceae. The record is from RefSeq and is a predicted model, not a curated record. The transcript has 2 exons.